Messenger RNA from Pocillopora meandrina, 232 nucleotides. The record is from the annotation of a GenBank genome assembly. Lineage: Eukaryota; Metazoa; Cnidaria; Anthozoa; Scleractinia; Pocilloporidae.
AGAAACCUACAAGAGAAUCAGAUCACAGAUUUAUCAAGCAUUGCCACUUCUGGAAUUGGACACGUUUAUAACCUGUAGGCGUUUGUUCCCUAUUGAACUGAAUGUUUCAUUUUUUGUUUGUUUGGUUGUCUGGUUUUUUUUAAAUGGGUGGAGGGGGUACUUACAGAGAAACCGGUUUACCUUUUCUUUGGAUGCCUAUAUUCAAGUGUGCACCAGCUCUACUAACGUUUGA